AUGAACGUACUAACUUUCGGUGCAACAUGCUCACCAUACUGUGCAGAUUAUGUGAAAAACAAAAAUGCAAUGGAACAUUCUGAAAAGUUUCCCCGAGCAGCAGAAGCCAUUAUACGGAAUCAUUAUGUCGACGAUUUUUUAGACAGUUUUGACACUCCAGAAGAAGCAAUGCGCAUAACAAACGAAGUCAUAUACAUUCAUCAACAGGCUGGCUUUGAAAUAAGAAACUUCAUGAGCAACUGUGAGAGUGUAUUAGCAGCUCUAGGAAAAAAUGCAGCCGAUUUCGCAAAGCCAUUUAAAAACCGUUCAAGUCCUUACGAAUUUGAAAAAGUUUUAGGGAUGUGGUGGUCACCGUUAACUGACCAAUUUUCAUUUUUAUUUAACAGCAACAAUUUUGAUAAAGAGAUCCUAGAGGGCUUAUUUCCCCCGACUAAACGAAUUGUUUUGCGCGUGCUUAUGAGUACCUUUGACCCACUCGGUCUAAUUGGGCAUUUCUUGAUGUUUCUAAAAAUUUUAUUGCAAUCUAUUUGGCGUGAGCGUAUAAACUGGGAUGAACCAAUACAUGAAGCGCACUUUGAACUUUGGAAAAAGUGGCUGAAUUUGCUACCUACAAUUAGAGAAAUCAAAAUAAGAAGACCUUAUCUUAAUAACUUAAAGUUUGAUGCUGAAUCUACAGUAGAGUUACAUGUUUUUGUAGACGCUAGCCUGUCAGGAUUUGCUGCAGUAUGCUACUUGAGAGUACAACGUGGCACAUCUAUUCAAUGUAAUUUGGUAUGUUCAAAAACGAAAGUAGCUUCUUUAAAACCGAUUUCAGUUCCUCGAAUGGAAUUAGAAGCAGCUGUGUUAGGUGUUCGAUUAGCACAAACUGUCAUUAAUGGACACUCAAUUCAAAUAAAUAGGCGUUACUUCUGGUCAGAUUCUCAGUCAGUAUUAUGUUGGAUAAAAAAUGAUAAUCGAAAGCUUAAACAGUUUGUUACAUUUAGAGUUGGCGAAAUACUAGAAAAUUCGAAUGAAAACGAGUGGCAAUGGGUUCCAAGUGAACAUAACGUAGCCGAUGAUGCCACAAAAUGGAAUCUCAAAGUUGAUUUUUCUUCAGACAGCCGUUGGUAUCGAGGACCAGAUUUUCUCUACAGCCCAAAAGAUUCUUGGCCUUUGAAUCCUAAAGAGGAUACAGGAAAUGAGAUUGAAGUACAUACUCACAUUGACGUUUCUGUAACACCACUACAAAAUUAUAUGCAGUUUUCUUCAUGGGAAGAAACGGUCACUGCAGUUUCAUAUGUUUUUAAAUACUUCUGUAUAUUUCUACAGAAAUUCCGCAAACCGGACGAUUGUUUCGAUCUAGGAGAAAGUAAAGGUACGAAAAGUUACCUACUUUGGCUAUGUCAAGACGAAAAUGGUAAUCUAGAUUACGUCAAAGGAGCUGAAACAUAUUUAUAUAUGAUAUGUCAAUCUGAAGGUUAUCCUAAAGAAAUAAAUGCCUUGCAAAAUAAACAGCCAAUUGAAAAAACAAGUUCACUAUACCAGUUGAGUCCUUAUCUGGAUACGAAGGGAGUAAUGAGGGUAAAAGGUCGUAUAGAUGCUUCUAACCAUGUUACUCUUGAUUGUAAAAGACUAGUUAUCUUACCGAAACAGCAUCAUGUCACUACACUGAUUGUUGACAAUUUUCAUAGAAAAUAUAAACAUAUUUUUUUCGAAACAGCAGUAAAUGAAAUACGUCAAUUCUUUUACAUUCCAACUUUAAGAGCAGUCCUAAAAAGAGUUCAAAAUAAUUGUCAAGAGUGUCGCAACAAUAGAGCUAUGCCUGUAGCUCCAAUGAUGUCUGAUCUUCCUGAAGCACGCCUAAAGGCCUUUACCCGACCAUUUACAUAUGUAGGGGUGGAUUAUUUUGGACCAAUCCUAGUCACCGUUGGACGACACACCGAAAAACGAUGGGGUGUUCUAUUUACUUGUCUCACUGUGAGAGCUAUUCAAAUCGAAAUAGCACAUAGCCUGUCAAGUGAUUCGUGCAUCCUAGCAAUUAAAAGAUUUUGCGCGAAACGAGGAAGACCGAAGCAAGUCUGGAGUGACAACGGCGCAAAUUUCCGAGGAGCUAGUCAAGAACUGAAAACGGCAAUAGAAGAGCUUUGCACAGAAGACAUUUCUAAAAAUCUUGAAAAAGAAAAAAUUGAAUGGAAGUUCAUCCCUCCCACUUCGCCCCAUAUGGGUGGUAGCUGGGAGCGGCUUAUACGAUCAGUGAAACAAGUUUUGGCAAAAAUGCAUAUCGGCCGUAACCCUAAAGACGAAGUUUUACUUACAAUGAUGGCGGAGGUUGAGUUCAUUAUUAAUUCUAGACCACUUACUUAUAUUCCUAUAGAUACCGACAGUGAUGAGGCGCUCACCCCAAAUCAUUUUUUGAUGGGGUCAUCAAACGGCAUAAGACUUACCGGGGAGCUUUCAAGCGAUGGCCAUACACUCCGCAAACAUUGGCUUGCAUGCGAACAAUACAGUAAUCUUUUUUGGAAGCGUUGGGUGAAGGAAUAUCUCCCCUCUCUCACCAGACUAACGAAAUGGUUCGAACGGGCUAAGCCUGUAUCAGAAGGAGAUAUCGUUUUAAUUGUUGAUGAAAACAACCCCAGAAACACCUGGCCAAAGGGAGUAAUCUUGCAGGCGAACCUAAGCAAAGACGGACAGACGAGAUCAGCAAUUGUGAAGACAGCCUCUGGAACAUACACACGACCGGUGGCAAAACUAGCAGUACUUGAUGUAAGACGGUUCGGCGAAGAUGUUAACUGGAAGAAGCCACCAGCUUACCAGGGGGGAGUGUUACCAAACCUGGCAAUCCCGUAA
Eupeodes corollae is the source of this 2826-nucleotide messenger RNA. RefSeq lists its product as uncharacterized. The transcript has a single exon. The coding region runs from base 1 to 2826 and encodes 941 amino acids. The record is from RefSeq and is a predicted model, not a curated record. Lineage: Eukaryota; Metazoa; Arthropoda; Insecta; Diptera; Syrphidae. Gene Ontology annotation, biological process: DNA integration. Gene Ontology annotation, molecular function: nucleic acid binding.